AACCUCAACGACAAUCACCCACCCUCUUCGUUUGUCUGUGUCAAGGCAAGAAAUUUUUACAGCGAAUUUUUGCCGUUUUGUUAUGGCUAAAUAAACAAGGUUUCCUGCUUGAGUACAUCCAUAUUUCUCUCCUGGUGUUCGCGACCUUUCAAGGCAGUCAUGGGGAACUGCUGUCGCUCGAAAUCGAGCCGAAAAGACAAGGACAACAUGCCUCAAAAUCCUCAGCCUUCGGCGAUGAUUACAACGACGAAUGGACAGCCGACACAACUAGGUUCAGACGUGAACGUUGCUUCACAGAGUUCUACAACGGGUAUAGGACCAGGAAAUACAAACACGGUGACUGUAUUUAUAGCCCUUUAUGAUUACGCGGCGAGAACCACGGAAGAUUUGAACUUUUCGAAAGGCGAGAGACUUCAAGUUAUUGAUAACAGCGAUGGCGACUGGUGGUUUGCUCGCUCGCUAAAGACGGGUCGCAAGGGAUAUAUCCCUUGUAAUUAUGUUGCUGCCGAGAGAAGUUUGGACGCUGAAGAGUGGUACUUUGGCAAAAUUCGAAGAGCGGACGCUGAGAAGAAACUGCUUGCAGAAUGCAACACGACAGGGACGUUCCUGGUCCGAGAUUCAGAGACGUCGCACGGCAACUAUUCCCUAUCUGUACGCGAAGGUGAUGUGGUGAAGCAUUACAGGAUACGGCGUCUAGAUGGUGGGGGCUUUUACAUAACCAGUCGUUCCCCCUAUGCAAAUCUUCAUGAGUUGGUUCAGCACUAUUCGAAGGAACCAGAUGGUCUCUGCUGUAUGUUGAUCAGACCUUGUCCUGCGACAGAGAAGCCAGAUACAGGAGGACUAGCGUAUAGUACGAAGGACUCUUGGGAGAUUCCAAGGGGAUCCCUUCACCUCCGGCAAAAACUGGGCCAAGGAAUGUUCGGAGAGGUGUGGGCCGGAACCUGGAAUGGCACGACACCGGUAGCUAUAAAAACUUUAAAACCAGGCUCCAUGGAGCCGAAGGCAUUCCUUGCUGAAGCCCAGAUCAUGAAAAAGUUGAGACAUGCUCAUCUUAUUCAGCUCUAUGCUGUGUGUACCGAGACGGAACCAAUUUACAUUAUCACAGAGUUGAUGAAACACGGGAGUCUGUUGGAUUACCUGGUGAAGGGCGAAGGCAGAAAUCUCCGCCUGCCAGUCCUGUUAGACAUGGCUGCUCAGAUUGCGGAUGGAAUGAAAUAUCUUGAAAAACAAAACUAUAUUCACCGUGAUCUGGCCGCCCGAAAUAUCUUGGUUGGCGAAGCCAACACCUGCAAGGUCGCUGAUUUUGGUCUUGCGAGACUGGUCAUCAACGAUGAGUACAACCCUCACGAGGGCGCUAAAUUCCCAAUCAAAUGGACGGCACCAGAGGCCGCCCUGUACAACCGUUUCACCAUCAAAUCGGACGUCUGGUCCUUUGGUGUCCUGCUCACAGAGCUUGUUUCUCAUGGUAGAAUACCCUACCCGGGUAUGACGAAUGCCCAGACCCUGGCAAAAGUGGAACGUGGUUACCGCAUGCCCUGCCCGCCCAACUGUCCAGAUUCGCUGUACCAAAUCAUGCUCGACUGCUGGAAAGCUAACGCACAAGAAAGGCCGACAUUUGAAUACCUACACUCUGUCCUCUCCGACUUUUUCGUGUCGACAGAACCCAGCUAUAGAGACCUACAAUGAUGCGAUAUUUUAGCUCAUGCCGUAGUAAAGUGUGUACAUAUAUGAAUAUUAUGCUAGUGUAAAGUUGUGACGUUAUGAUUUUUGGAUUUCACGCCGUUUCUACACUUUUCACAUGAUAGAAGAAUAUUUAUCCGUGUAAGUUUUAAAUCAAAAAUCUGUUAACUAGUAUAUUGCAUCGGCAUAUCGCUCGCUCGAAGUGGGCACUUCGUGGACAGCAAGAUCCAGCAAAGUUUCGACACAUUCAUAUCGACCGGGAACACAGACAGGCCAUUAUCUUCAACAAGCAUCAUCGGGGCCCAUCGACAGCGCAAAGUGGCGUAUUUAUAACAUUUCUCAAAGACCAAGUAUGCGUGUACUAUUUCGUAACGUCGUGGCCAUAGAAAAAAAAGUUUAUUAAAAUUUUGCAGUAUAUAAGGGAACCAUGCUAUGGAUUUUUCGCUCCGUGGUUGUAUAUGCUAAUUUUUAUAAAUAAAUGUUUUGAAUUUUA
Molecule: messenger RNA, 2173 nt
Organism: Dendronephthya gigantea
Lineage: Eukaryota; Metazoa; Cnidaria; Anthozoa; Malacalcyonacea; Nephtheidae
Product: tyrosine-protein kinase SRK2-like
Exons: 4
Coding region: 160-1686 (508 amino acids)
Biological process (GO): cell surface receptor protein tyrosine kinase signaling pathway; cell differentiation; innate immune response
Cellular component (GO): extrinsic component of cytoplasmic side of plasma membrane
Molecular function (GO): non-membrane spanning protein tyrosine kinase activity; ATP binding; signaling receptor binding
Source: RefSeq, a predicted model, not a curated record